UUGAAAUACAGGCGCAGGCUUGACCGUUGACGCGCAGACGGUGCUGCGUUCACUGACCGACCCGACUGCGCGCUUCUGCUCCCACGUCACUGGCAGUGAUGGCGGAGGCGGACGAUAUCGACAUGAUGAUGAACUACCACGGCGAUUUUUUAAAAAGCGACAGAAAAAGCAGCCGCUACCCAUACUGUAUUGUGUGGACGCCUAUUCCCAUUUUAUCGUGGGUGCUCCCCUUCAUAGGUCACAUGGGGAUCUGCACCUCCUCCGGAGUCAUCCGAGAUUUCGCAGGGUCAUACUUCGUGUCGGAGGACAACAUGGGCUUUGGCAGACCAACCAAGUAUUGGAAACUUGAUGUGGACAAAGUGUGUGGCAACGGUGCUGCCACGUGGGACAAAGCGGUGCAUGAUGCGUCUGAGGAGUACAAAUGCAGACCGCACAACCUGUGCUUUGAUAACUGCCAUUCCCACGUCGCCAUGGCCCUCAACCUGAUGCGCUACAACAACAGCACGUCUUGGAACAUGGUCAACCUGUGUGUGAUGUCUCUCCUCCAUGGGAAACACGUGAGCUGGGCUGCGUUUCUGAAGACUUGGCUCCCCUUCCUCAUGCUCUGCGGGGUCCUCGCCACCUUCAUCCUGACGUUCAACCUCCAGUAACGCAGCCGUCAGUUCAGUGGAUGAGUCACUGGCUUCACACGGCGUCACUGUCAAAUGCAUAGUUCUGGUCUUUGAGGCGGACGCUUUAAAGUAAACCAAGGUUUUUGUGGGUAGUUCCUUUACAUUUUCUAAUUAUGUAUUUUAAUUAUUUAUUUAUUUAUUUAUGUCGUUGUUCAGUCUAAAUAGAAUAUUGUGUUUUGAUUACCUUAUCACUGACAAUAUCAAGGAUGAUUAAACUGCAGUAGAACAAUG
This is a messenger RNA of Betta splendens (Siamese fighting fish), 902 nucleotides long. RefSeq names its product transmembrane protein 222-like. The coding region runs from base 99 to 650 and encodes 183 amino acids. The record is from RefSeq and is a predicted model, not a curated record. Lineage: Eukaryota; Metazoa; Chordata; Actinopteri; Anabantiformes; Osphronemidae. The transcript is spliced from 6 exons.